AUGUUGAAACGUGUGUCGGAAGCGGCUUCACGUGUCGAAGUGGAUGCGGCAGAUAAUGUUAGACAGACUGUGGAGGGGAUGGCAGUCGCCAAGGAUUCAAUCAGCUUUUUAACGUACCAAGACUCAGAUUCAGAUCCAUCGCAGUUAUUAUUGCACAAACACGGGCGGAUUGGGAUGAGCGACAACCUGAAAGCAAACUUCGAUUCUGUCGCAUGCGUCAAUCCCAAUGCGACAGAAACCUGUUUGAAUCACUUUUCGAGUACCGAUGAAAUAUCUGCCAGAGCUCUCGUAUCUUACAAUCUGUCGCUCAAUGGCGCCUUAUCACCCUUCUCGGGAAUUUACGACGAUGUGUCUUUUCCAUUGAAAACUCUGUUUUUCCCUCCAGCCCCACCAAACGAAUUUCCGCCGCGCGUGGCUCCACCCAGGAAUCUUUUAACACCCGUUUGGAAGAACGACUUGCGCAAGGCCGGCCUGCGCGAGCAACAAGCCCAGACCAUGAUCAGCAAAAUUUGGCGUGGGAUUAUGUGUAGACGACAACAGCGUGUGAUUCGGGUGCAUCAAUCGGUAUUGAACCAACGCGCGCGUGUGAUUCAGUGUUGGUGGCGUACCUUUCUCGCCCGCAGGCGCAAUGGUCAGCUCCUCAAUCUCAAAAAUCAGUGGAUCGAAAAGCGCACGAACGAUUACGUCGCCGAGCGUUUAACCACCAUGCAGAACAUGAUGACCUGGCAGCGCAGUCGUUACGACGGGGCCGCGACGCGGCUCCAACGGGUCAUUCGAUGGUUCCUGCGCGAACGUGAGCGGGAUCGGUGCCUGCGGGUGCACAGCCUGCCCGAAGAGGAGUGGCCCCCGGCGCUGAAGUUCCCCAUUGCGAUCAAACGGAUCAUUUACUUCCCCUGGCGUCCCCGUAAUAACCGCCUGGAUGACGACCUCCCCAGUGACUCCCUCUCCGAGGGCAGGGGGGAGUUGGCGGAGUUGAACCAGAACCCCUUUGACUUUUCCCCGGGCAGUCACGAGGGCCAUCCCCAACUCUCCACGGGGGCCAUUAAGACCUUCAUCACGGGUAAGCGCACGCUAUUACAAUUCCGCAAGACCCGCGAUCUCAUCGUGCCGAUGUCCUGGGAUAGGGUUCAGGCAGCUAACCAGGCCUCGGAGCGCCAGGCGCAGGAGCAGGCGUUGGCUUUGGCCCACCCUUUUGUGCAGUCCCGGCUGGAGUGGAAGCAGGGGCACUUGGACGGGUACGAUCUGGACUUCGGCGCCGGGGUAAUUCAGCGUCGCUACCGUUCUCAGCGCUCCACCGUGAAGCUGCACACAACACAGCUGCGGCACGAGUUUAUGGAUCGUGUAGUGCGCAUAAUCUCUCGCACGUUUCGUAUGUACAUUCUGAUCAAACGCAUGAGGGAAAACUCCGAGAGGAACAAGAGGAGGCUGAAGUCAAAGAUGGAUGUGUACACACGCGAGCGUAUUGGGGAAAUCGACCGUGAGAUGGUAUGGGGGAAGGAAUUGCUUAAUAUGAGUGCUGCAACGAUCCAAAGUUAUUGGCACUGGUAUCUGUACCGUACCCGUGGUGAAAUGCCAAAGCGUCGACAUACACCCCCUACACUUGGCGAUGACGCUGAUCCUGAGUCGGUUGCAUUUCUGAAGAAAUUGCAAGAAGUAACCACACCCAUGCCACCACCAUUUCAUUUAAUUGAUUCCUUUAUCGAAAAAGAAAGAACACUGCUCAUGGAGUCGAUGAAUUUGAUUGAGCGAAAUCGUAUAAGGAGAGAGAAAAAUCAUCGUUACACAGAGUUCAUACCACAAAGGGUAAAUAGAUACCAGAUCAACGUCCACCUUGCAUAA
Phytomonas sp. Hart1 is the source of this 1839-nucleotide messenger RNA. Lineage: Eukaryota; Euglenozoa; Kinetoplastea; Trypanosomatida; Trypanosomatidae. The record is from the annotation of a GenBank genome assembly.